GAUCCCUAUGGGGGGAGAGGGAGAGAGCUCAUACACCAACACCCCAUAUCGUUACCGUAAUCGAGCGUCGAGCUUCAUGAUCCGCACCUCUGCAAUUAUGCACGUUUCAUGUCGGAUGGGAUUCUCGGUAAACACUGCAAAGGUGGCAGAGGCACGGAACAGCAGCCCUUCGGCAUCUCCCCCAAGUUUAUAGCGUGUGCGUGGAGCAGGAGGCGGGCUGUCUUGUUGAUCAAAAAUGACUCGAUAUGGCUGUGGCUUUGACUCAACAUACACGGCUUUGCGAGCAACCCUGGAAACCAUAACCACUUGAUAGAGUGAGAGUGAGAUCAUCUUAAUGAAAGUCAUAAGUGGGGUUGGAUGGCCAUGGACCCAUUCAGCCAGCUUAUCCUCACCAUCUCUGUGACCAGUUUCCUCACCUUCCAGUGGCUCUUCCACAAAGUCAGCCCGUGGAUGUCCAUGCGCAUCAGCCCUGGCUUCCUCAGCCUCAGUGACAAGCAGAAGGUGGAAUGGAACUCAAGGACGGUGUCAACGUUUCACGCACUGUUGGUGGGAAUCUUCUGUCUCCACAUCUUGUUCUUUGAUGAUGCCGUCAAUGAAGACCCUGUCUGGGGAGAUCCUACACUGGUGAAGACUAAUGUUGCCAUCACAACAGGCUACCUCAUAUCUGAUCUGCUGCUAAUAUUUUACUAUUGGAAGGCGAUAGGCGACAAGUUUUUUGUAGUUCACCAUCUGGCAGCAUUGUAUGCUUACUACUAUGUACUGGGCGAAGGAAUGUUGCCUUAUUUUGCUAACUUCCGUCUGCUCGCUGAGUUUUCUACACCAUGUGUGAACCAGCGCUGGUUCUUUGAGGUACUAGGUUAUCCCAAGUCCUCCAGGCCCAACAUGGCAAAUGGCGUUGCCAUGGCAGUAGUCUUUUUCAUGGUGCGCAUCGCUGUCAUGCCAGUCUACUACAGUCGUAUGUAUGCAGUCUAUGGCACUGAGGCCUUCUACCUUGUACCCUGGGGUGGCCGUGUGGCUUGGAUCUGCUCCAGUAUCUGCUUGGACAUCAUGAACAUUAUGUGGAUGCAUAAGAUUGCCCGCGGCUGCUACAAGGUGUUGCGUUCGGCACACCGGAACAAAGCUGGCACACCUCAGGAGAAUGGGAAGACGGAUUAAGGGAACCAGGGUGUCAGUGGUGUGGAAAUGCCACAAUAGUGACAAAAUGACAUCACUGUCAGUGCAUUGGUGAGCAGCAGUUUGGACCCUUACAUGUCAAGCUGCUUCAGGAGUAACACACCUGGGACUAGUGACAUUACAGGGCUGUAUGUAAUGAGGGAAACAGAUUUUUUUGGCAAGGGGGCACAGUCACUGAGAUGUACUGAUGGACCAUUUAACUGGCCAUCCUUAAGCCAUGAAAUGAUGUCUUAGCAAUACUCUGUGUGCAUGGUCAAUUAUUUUUCUCUUGAACAAUUUACCACUACACAAAAGAGGUUGUCAUGGGACAGUGGACUGUUAUCCCAACCACAACACAAAUUGUCAAAAAGUUUACCGUUCUUUACAAACUUAUUGCUCAACAAAAGACUUGAAAAUUUAAGUUCAUGUUGAUGACAAAGCAAAGAUUUGAGGGAUCCACGAAAACAUUUAGUGAUUCCACAAUAAUGGUUAGUGCCAUAAAAUCAUGUCAAAUGCCUGUUGAGGGAGAGAGGUCAAGCUUCUUUUUUUUCCUCCUUGAGAUAAAUUUGCAGGGAAUUGAUUGAGUCACAAUCAGAUCUUCUAAAGUGUAAUCACAGAGAAUAAAAAGUAUGAAUGAAUCGAUUCAUCAUUCAUCCACUGUCAUUCAGCGAAGAGUUUCAUUUAGAAAGCCAGUCUUUAAGAAAUAUAUUGGAAUAUCUGAAUCUUGGUAGCGUUUACAUUUGAAUGAUUCAUUUAAAUAAUGUAGGGUUGAACAGGCAUUGGUAUGCUGUAUGUAAAGCGCAUUCAUAAAGUGUUCAGACCCCUUCAUUUUUUUCACAUUUUGUUAUGUUACAGCCUUAUGCUAAAAUUGUUUGAAUUCAUUUUUUCCCUCAUCAAUUUAUACUCAUAAUGGCAAGGCAAAAACAGAUUUUUAUUUUUAAAUUUUUUGGGGGAAAUUUGUUAAAAAGGCAAAGCUGUAAUAUCACCUUGAUUUAAGUAUUCAGACCCUUUACUCAAUACUUAGUUGAAGCACCCUUGAUGUCUUCAAGUUUUCAUUAAGGCCAUCUCUGUACUUUGCUGCAUUCAGCUUUCCCUCAACCCUGACCACUCUCCCUGCUGCUGAAGAACCCAUCCCCACAGCAUGAUGCUGCCAUCACCAUGCUUCACCAUUGGGAAGGUAAUGUGCAGGUGAUGAGUGGUUUCCUCCAGACAUGACGCUUAGAAUUGACGCCAAACAGUUAAAUCUUGGUUUCAUCAGACCAGAGAAUCUUGUUUCUCACCAUCUAAGAGUCUUUUACGAGCAUUUUUGCAAACUCCAAGCAGCUUUCAUGUGUAUUUCACUGAGGUGAGGCUUCAGUCUGGCUGGUCUGCCAUAAAACACAGAUCAGCUGAGUGUUGCAGUGAUGGUUGUCCUAGACCUUUUAACUUUUCCUAGAUCUGUGCCUUGACACAAUCCUGUCUCUAAGCUCUGCAGGCAGUUCUUUUCAUCUCAUGGCUGGUUUUUGCUCUAAUAUGCAAAAGCUGUGAGACCUUAUACAGACGGGUGUGUGCUUUUCCAAAUCAAUCAAUUGAAUUUACCACAGGUGGACUCCAAUCAAGGUGUAGAAGCAUCGCAAAGAUGAUCAAGAGAAAUGGGAGGCAUCUGAGCUAAACUGUGUCAUAGAAAGGGGUCUGAACUCUUUUGUCAAUGUGAAGUUUUUCCUUUUUAAAACAUUUGCAAAACUUUCUCAAAUUCUCUUUUCACCUUGUCAUUAUGGGGUAUUGAGUGUAGAUUGAUUAGGGGAAAAAAUAAUUUAAACAAUUUUAGUGAAAAAAGUGAAGGGGUCUGGAUACUGGAUAAUAUGAAUGCACUGUAGAAUGUUUCUUUGGUUUUGCAGGGAUCGAGGCAAAUGGGUUUUUAAAAACACAAACAGUUAAACAGGACACUGAUGUACAGGAUACGUCAGUACAGAGGUGCUAAAAGGGAAACUGAAUGUCAAUACUGUGUUUUUACUCUGACAUUAAGCAAUGCAAGAACAGUUAACACUGUUAACAUUUGAUUUGUAAAUCCACAAUUUAAUGUGUAUACAACCAGAUAUUUCCAAGAAUGCAAAUAAAAUGUUUCACCUUACAUAAACAAAAAUAUUUUGUUGACACUUUGACAUGGGAGUCAGCAUCAUAUUUAUUUCACAUUGUGCAUUGCAUGUUAAGGAGUGAAACUGACCUGGAGUGCUUAUACAGAAUCAGUGUCAUUGACAAAGUUAAACACAGAUUACAGAAUGACUUCUUUCAAAUGUUCCAUUCAUAAUAAGAGGUUUGAUGGGAGAUGUUAGCAGGAUUCUGACACUCUUAUUCUUUUUCCAUCAUCAGGUGUUGAUCUGAGGUUUAUGUAAUAUUCACACUAUUUAUGAUAUCUUUUUAGGCACAAACUGUUAAUUUUACCCUGGGCAACAUUUGCCAACAAGCUGCAUGCUGCUAUAGUGUGUUUUCCGUGAAGGAGGAGUUGAGGAGUUUAACCAGGAAAUUCUAUUUAGUACAUGAUUUCAGUAUAUUCAUUUCAAAUAUGAAUGAGUUUGUUGCAGCAGAUUUUAGUUUUGUGUAAAGUCUAAGACAAUAAUCAGUGUUUCGGAUUGGUAAAGUUCAUGUCAAAAAUAUUUUGUGAUUCUUUAAGAGCAUUGUAAUAAGAAUAGCUUUCUGUUAUAUAUGAUUUCCAGUUAGCUGUUAAUCAUGAUGUGCACUUCCAUAUUUAUCAUCAGAUGGAUACAAGGACAGUGUUUUGUUUUCGGUAGGUAUGAAUAUAUGGAAAAGCUGUGAAAAUUCACGUUUUAAUUGUUUUCUCAAGCAUCAUUCUACUGACCAUCAUACAGCUCUGAAGACAGUUCAGCUCAAAGGUAUAUAAAGCAGAUGUAUCAUUUGUUCAAAUUAAAAGUUCAAAUUAAUGAUUUCCAGAACAUGUACUCGAAUUUUCAUUGUAAAUGUAUCUUUUUAUGAGCUGUACAUCAAAAGCUGUCAAAUGUUUGUGAAGAGAAGGGAUUGCUAGUUUUUAAAGUACGCCUUGCUAUGUUCAGAAUUUGAUUUUGUUGCCUUUUUAAAACCAAUUAUGAUUGCACAGUGAAUAUUAUGAUACACCAAACUCAUCAAAACACUGUGAUUUACUUGUGUUUUCCAUGUCUGAUGCUCGUCUAAUGUGAUUGUUUUGCCUUUGUAAUUGAUCGGUUUCAAAUGUAAAACCAAGAGGCUUGUUAUGGCUGGUUGUUUUAGUGCUUUUGGUUUUUGUUAGUUUUUAAAAUUUCAAAAAUUUAUGUAUAUGUGCCAAUGCUUCAGUCAUUACUACUCCAUGGUGAAAACUUAUGGUGUCGUCAUAGGAUGAUGUUUUUUUUUUUUUGUUGUUUUUUCUUUUCUUCCAUGAGGAUUUCAAUACAAUAGUGCCAACUUGCAACCAUGAUUCAAUGGUUCAGAUCAGUUCUGUUCACAAUGCAUGCUGUGGAUAGUCACAAUAGUAAUGAUGAUUAGUUUUGCCUUGGUAAAACUUAUGCCAUCAGAGCAGUGUGUUUGGAACAGGGUGGACUGGAUGACUCAUUAUGGGUGUAAGUCAUCUACAUUACAAGAAAAUAUCACUAUCACACAUCUUAGAAAGGAUUUAGGGUGUAGUGUCUGAUUGGAAAUCAUGUAAGGGUUUCAGGACAGCACAGACUACCAUCUCUCUUAGAAUCGGGUGGCUCUGUAUGCAAGGUCAUGCAUGGUCAAUAUGGUCUUCUUCAUGCACCCUCUAUAACUGCAUGUGGUAUUGCAUGGGGAUUGCACUAUAAACAAAAUAGCAUAUACAUUUGCGAGACAAGUUUUGUUCUUUGCUUUCUUUUUCUUAGUACAUGUACAUAAUGUUUAAUUAAGCGUUAUUCUUGUACUGUGCCGCAUAAUGUAAUCCACAGAUGAUGAUGAUGAUGUGAUGAGAACAUCAUAAAGCAGAUAUUUAGUAUAAUAUCCAGCACAGAGGUAAUCAGUAAGGGAAUACUUGAAUACUAAUCAGCACAGUUCAUAACCUGGGCAGCGCAAAUAAACAUUAAUACUAUUAGCAUCCUGCAUCAUCUGCGUACUAUUGUCUUUAAUUUAUUAAUCCAAGAGAAGUAAAUGUGAAACAAAGCAGAUGUCAUGGUAACAGCAUGUUGCUGCUGUCAGCUAGUUAACCUGAUGUUUGUUGUUGGUGUUCUGUUCUGUAUGGAGGAGAGACAUGAGUAGGUGGAGUGUUUAGUGACAUUCUAUGAAUGUGUUGGAGAUGAUAAAAUAUUUGUCAUUUACAUUUUCAUUUGUUCAUUACAAUAAAUACAAAUUAACUGAUGUGAUGUAUAUCAAUCAGGAAAAACGUUUGCUGGCGCAUUUGAGUACAUAAUGUGUUAUGUGGAUUUCACUGCGCUAAGUCAUCCAAGUCACUACAUCUGGGUGGGAAAUGUUAACAUAAGAGCCUAAUUAGUCUUAAACACUAUUACUUUAAGACAUCAUUGUCUUUUUUUUUUUGCUCAAGUGAUUUGCUUUGAAGAAAGCAGGCUGUCGGAACAUUUCACUGUUAAUAAAUAUUCAGAGUGAACUUUG
Messenger RNA from Seriola aureovittata, 5718 nucleotides. Its product is annotated as TLC domain-containing protein 4-B-like. The coding region runs from base 358 to 1155 and encodes 265 amino acids. Gene Ontology annotation, biological process: lipid homeostasis. The record is from RefSeq and is a predicted model, not a curated record. Lineage: Eukaryota; Metazoa; Chordata; Actinopteri; Carangiformes; Carangidae. Gene Ontology annotation, cellular component: endoplasmic reticulum; membrane. The transcript is spliced from 7 exons.